Molecule: messenger RNA, 1695 nt
Organism: Mesocestoides corti
Lineage: Eukaryota; Metazoa; Platyhelminthes; Cestoda; Cyclophyllidea; Mesocestoididae
Source: the annotation of a GenBank genome assembly
AUGUCCUCCGCUGAUUCUGCUUCUGUUGAGGCAGGCCUGGACAACAGUGGGGCUGAAAUUUUGAAAGCAGGUAAAGUUGAUGAGGACGAAAGCACUGAAGAUGAGAUCGCGCAGGCCUCGGAUACUGUCAGUGAAAGAUCCACGAAAGAAGCCAGUGAGGAGGAAAAAUUAGAAGAUGGAGAAGAAGAAGAAGAAGAAGAAGAAAAAUUGCCUGUUGAAAGCACAGUAGAAACGAACAUGGUUGAAAGUAAAACUGAGGCAGACAUCGACUGGAAUGAGGAGUUGAUUUCGGAGAAUGUACAACCUCCAUCUAGGUCUAACCAUGAUGUUGAUGUAGUUGAGGCGGAAGCCUUCCCACAAAACUCAGAAAAUACUCCAGUGUCACCGAGUGCAAAACACAUUAUGACUCAAGAAUUCAAGAAACCAUUGCUUCAGCCGUCAUCUGAUACGGUAGCCGUCGAAGAUCCAAUGACAACACAAUCUGAUGGAACUGCGGAAGUGGUUGAGGAGGUCCCACUUUCCGUUAAGGAACAGGUUUCUAUUUUUGCAAAUAUGAAGUUACAAGAAACUCAUGGUAAACCGAAGCCCAUGGUAGCCGCAGCUUUCUCGAACAGCUUACGAACAGAACCCCCUCCGUCCAUGGACACCGGUUUGCCAGACCAAGUUCAACGAAGCUCGCCGAACAGAGUUGAGGAGUUCGAAAAAACGUUGCCGCCGCAAUCGUUUGAUAUUACUGAGACAACUUCCAUGGAGCGUGACGAGCCGCAAAGCCGUCAACCCAUUGCGUCUAACUUUGACAGACCUCAACCACAUGAUCGACAAGCAGAAAUACCACCGCCUCCAAAAAAGUUUGUUCCCAAGACGUUUUCUUCGGCGAAUCCUUUGACUUUCGGUGUACCCUUCGGCAACAACUGUCAUUUCACUAAACCUGAACCCCCUGCAAAGGUGGCUGCCCCAUCGCAGUACCUGGGACCAGACGUCGUUGCUCACACGACGAGGCCUCCUGUUUUGAUUCGAUUACGCAGACCUGGGCCCGAAGCUCCUUGGGGUUUCACUAUAUUUGGUGGAGCCGACUACGGUUGUCCACCAUUUAUAAGUCGAGUAACUUUGCGUAGCAUUGCUGCGAAUGCAGGACUAGAAGUUGGCGACAUUGUGGUUAGCAUUUGUGAAUCGCCGGUACGGGAUAGUGAGCACUCGCAGGUCAAAGCCGAAAUUCUCCGCGCCGGCAAUGAACUCGACUUUAUGGUCGUCAAACAGGGCAUCGACAAAGACAUUUUGGCUCAACGAGCUCCCCACCUAUUGCGCCCACCGGCGUCAAGCGUAACUGACAGCAGCGGAAGUCUGCACGCACGGAAGACGUCCUCAGGGAGCGUUACCUACCUGCCUUGCCGAACGCCCUGUCAAGCCGGCUAUGCAGAUAAGGCCACACGCACACGCUCCUUCCGUCUGCUCGACGAACACCUUAAUGCUAUGAGUGGAGAGUCGCGACGAGCGGAAUCAUUCCAAGUCCAGUCCGACUGCAAGCGUGCUGCAGGGGUCAGGUCGUGGCAUUGUCGCAACAAUCCGGUCCAAGUCGGCUCACAGCUCGGCGCUGCACAGACACCGACCAGGCCGUGGAGCAACAUCGGUGUGCUUAUGUUGGUCUGGAUGUGGCCAGAGGUGGAACUCGAAUGUGCCAAAAUGACUCAACAGUGA